Cercocebus atys (sooty mangabey) is the source of this 7027-nucleotide messenger RNA. RefSeq names its product coiled-coil domain containing 122 (gene CCDC122). Lineage: Eukaryota; Metazoa; Chordata; Mammalia; Primates; Cercopithecidae. The record is from RefSeq and is a predicted model, not a curated record. Bases 5649 to 6470 code for a protein of 273 amino acids. The transcript is spliced from 6 exons.
UCUACAGCGACCUCUGUGACGAUUUGCCGCCCCGACCCUCGUCCUGAGCCCCAACGAAAUUGGGCAGCCGCGAGCGGGUCAACUGGAGUCUGCCCAGAAACUCUAAUCUCAUUGCCUGACCAGAAAAGGAAGUAAUCCCUAGUGUCAGCAGAUUCAGCGGUAUGGGUAUAUGAUAGGUAUACAGUUUAUUUUUAAUUAUUCAAUUAAUUAUUUUUGGAUGACUCUGAUGAUGUUCUAACUUAUCUUAAAAACGUAUUUGAAAAGACAGUCUUGUCUCUAAAAGACUGUUUCCUUAAUUUAUGCAAUUCUAAUGAAUUAUCGGUAGAUGGCAGUAAUUUGUUUUCAUUUUUCUUUUCAUUGCACAAUAGAAAUCUGGGAAAAAACCCAAAACUUUUCCAAUUUUACGGCAUGAAUUUUAUGAAUAGUUGGUUUAAAUAAAUAUUAUCCAAGAGUUCUUCAAUUUAUGUUGCUAUAGAAAUAGAGAUCAAAAAGUACUAGUUACUUUAUUUUUAUUGUAUAAAUCAAAUUUUCUUUAUUCUUUAGGUUACUUUAUCAAAUACUUUAAGGAAUACAAAAAUGAAUAAAACACUGUAUUUGCCUUCCCGGUGCUUACAAUCUAAUGUGGAAAGAUACUAUAAAAUAAUGAAAAUAAUAAAAAUAAAAAUCUGUUGAGUAUUCAUUGUGGGACAGGAAUCUGCUAAAUGCUUAACAUGCAUUAUUUCAUUUAGUCUUCACAAUCACCCUAAUGAAGCAGGCACUAAUAUUAUUUCCAUUUUAUGGGUAAGGAGUCUGUGGCCCAGGUUGGAAAUAAUUUUCCUAAUAAGUUAAUAAGUAGUGUAAUUUAGAUUCAAAACUAGCUCUGUCUUUAGACCUAUACCUUUAUUUAAAAUGGCAUAAUAGAAAUACUGAAACAAUUCUUCUAAAAAGAGAAAGACCAUAUCUUCCCAGAAAGAUCAAGAAAGACCUCCUAAAGAAAAAGCCAUCUAAAUGGAAUUGAAAGAUUGGCUGUGAUGUUGACAUCAUCAGAAUAGUGCUUUUGGAGCAUCAUUCUGUUAGAAAAGGGCAAAUUGGAGUGGAGAUAGACUAUAAUUAGACACCUGUUAUAUGCCAGGCACUUGUAGACCUCUGCCGUCAUGGAGCUUACAUUAGUAGAAGGAUAUGGAGAUGUCAGUGGUGAUAGAUGCUGUCAAGAAAAAUGAGGCAGGGCAAGGAAACAGAGGGUGAAAGAGAGAGUUAUCAGAGAAGGCUUCUCUACUAAGAUAGUAUUUCGAAUUAGUAAGGAGUGAUUAGAUUCCAGUAUAAUUUAAAGGUAGAGCCAAUAGGCUUUGCCAAAAGAACUGCAUGCAGCUCGUAAUGGAAAAACAGUGAAGGUUCUGGCUCAUCUUUUGAGUAGGUCAAUCGGGGCAGCACCCUUGGAGUGUUAAGGAUUUCUCAAAGGGCCUAUGAAACAUCAACAAUAAGAUAUCCUUUAUUAUUACCUUGGGCAAGUCUAGUUGAAUUGCCUUGGGCUCUAUACCCUUGUAGAGACCUCCCUGCUAAUGAAUUCAGGGUUUUUGGCCUAAAGAACAAGAAAAAUGAACUUAUAAUUUACCGAGAUAGAGAAGACUGUGAAGGUGCAGGUUUAGUGGUGGUAAUAGAGUGGACAGAGGAAUCAAGAGUUCAGUUUGGGACAUACUGAGUUGAAAUGUCUAUUAAAAAUCCAAAUGGAGAUAUCAGGUAGGCAAUGAGUAUGAGUCUGCAUCUCAACAGGAAUGUUCAGGGUAGAGAUAUAAUUUGGGAAUUGUCAGCCUACAGGUGGAUUUUAAAGCCGUAGAACAAGAUGGCAUCACAUGUAGAAUAAGUAUGAGAAAAGAAGGAAGCCUGAGGACUGAGCACUGGGAGGUAUAACAUAAGUGGAAAAGACGAGAAAGGACCAACAAAGGAAACCAAGAAGUAUGGUGUUUCAAGAAGGCAGUAAUUAUCAAAUGUGUUAAAUGAUGUCAAUAAGUCAAGUAAAAUGAAGACGGAACUUGUGCAUUGAAUGUGGCAAUGUGGAGCUCACAGAUACCGUGAUAAAAAUCUUAAAAGCACAGUGAUAAAUGACUGGUUCUAGUGGGUUCAAGAAGAAAGAGGAGAGGAAGUGGAGAGCAAGGAUCUUGGCUUUAAAGGGGAGCAAAGAAAUGGGUCAGUACUGAAGAAGGUUAUGGUGUCAAGCAAGGGUGGUGGUGGUAGUGGUUGUUGAUUUAUGAUGGGCUGUUAAGAAUAAUACGUUUGACCAAGUAAAUAGGGAAAUUCUAUUGAGGGGCCAUUCAAAGAAGUAAUGUCUAUGAGAAGGGAGUACAAAAGUAGAGGACUGGCCUUAGAUAGGAGCAAGAACACUUUAUUUAUUGCAAGAAAACAGUAUGCUGGUAUACAGGUACAGGUACAAAAUCUGGUAGAUGGGUAAUUUACCAUCUUCUCUGAUUUUUUUCUUCUAUCUCAGUUAAAUUAGAAGGUAAAUUAUCAACUCAAAGGAAGGGAAAAGAGGUGUGGGAGGUUUGAAGACAGAGGAUAAAGAGUGAAACAGUCAUCUACAUAACUUGGUGCAUCUUAAGAGCCUAGGAUCAAAGUCCCACUUGACAUAAAAUGGUCUUGAAUUUAAAGUGAGUCAACAGCAUAGUUGUAUGUCUUUCUUUAAGCAUAUUCAGCUACUUGAGUAUAAGCAAAGCAGCUGGUUGGGAUUCUUCCAGGGAAUUAGGACAGGGAGUGAGCUGUAAGGGAAAUGAGGGUGAAAGCAAAGGAAUCUAAGCGAAGUAAGGAGGGAAGAAUAUAUGAAGGGUUGAGGGAAUGUGUAAAGAUACAAGAGUCGAUGGACUGGAAGUCUUGCGGGGUGAAAAACAGCACAUAAUGUCAAAAUACUAGAUAGGAUAAGCUAGAAAAAUAAACAGUAGUUUGAAUCUGAGAUUAUGGAUGAGGUACAGUUAUACUCUAUGGGUUGCUGGGGAGAAUAAAUGAAAGAAGACCUCGAAACAACUGAGAGUUCAGGGUUUUAGAUAUACCAUUUGUGUGGAUAUUGAAAUUCCCAAGGAAAUACGAGAGAGUAGUGAUAGAGGAACAGUAAGUCAGAUGCUAUAAUCUAGGAAUGAGCCUUCCAAGACCUGGAUGACAGCUGAUAACAACAAGGAAAGAUAAAGCCUAUGUAGUAUAUGGCCUGAAUUUCAAAGGAACCAGAGAGGGUUUUAGAGAGAAGAAAAUGAAAUAUGGUGGCAGUGGAAUGGAGAACAGAAAAAAAAAAAAAUGUUUCAUCUCCAGACUUAGUGCCUUGAGAAUGAGGAAGCUGUAUCUUUGGACUUCAGUUAAAGCCAAAAGGUAAAAGGGAAGUUCACUGAAAAGGUUGACAAUAGAAAGGACUUUGCUGAAGAUGGCCCAUGAAUUUCAGAAGUCAAAGUGGAAGGAUAGAAAAGGGUUGGGGAGUGGGUAAUACAGCAUCACACUAAGGGGCUUACCAAGUUGAAUAAGGAUGGGUUCUCAUGAUGAAGAAUGACCUGGCUUCUUCUGAAGACUGAAGUUAAUAGGGAGGUAGAAUUUAAUGGGAAUUAUGCCCACAAUAUUUUAGGCAGCUUAUGGAAAUGGCACUGUGAUUUGGGGGAGAGAGAAAUGGGGACUCACCAGGAAGGUAAGUUACCUAACAGGAAUUUACUGCUAGGUGAGAGCAUGAAGAACUCAUUGGAUUACCUCUUCAGGCAUGCAAAUUGUCUCCUUAGGCAAUUGGAGGCCUGUUGGAGCUGCAGCAGCUCUGUAAAUGCACUUUACCAGAAUAGUUUCCCAAAGAAGAAAUGUAGAUGGUAGUAGUGGGAAUAGAAAGAGUAAGUUGAUUAAAGUGAUGUUUUAGCAUCAUAGGAAUACAAAAUGUAGUGGACCCUUGAACAACACGGGUUUGAACUGUGCAGGUUCACUUACCCGUGGGUAUUUUCAGCCAAACUCGGAUCAAAUAUACAGUAUAUGCGGGACUUGAAAUCCCCAUGUAAGGAGGGCCAAGUUUUCAUGUAAGUGGGUUCUGAAGCACUGACUUUGGUACUUGAAUAUGCACAGAUUUUGAUAUGAAGUGGGGAAGGGGGUGACUUGGAACCAAUCCCCUGCAUAUACUGUGGGAUGACUCUAGUUUUAUUCUGGAGUGAUAUAUGGAAGACAUAAUUCUUCCCAUAGAAAGUCAUAAUCUUGGUAGUCUAUCAUAGUCUAGCAUUAAGAGCAUGAACUUUGGAACAAAAUACUUGAAUUCAAAUCACAUGUCUUACAUUUAAUGGCUCUCUUUGGAUAAAUUCUUAUAUCUAUUUGUGUACCUCACUGUACUUUUUUUCGUAAAAUGAAAAUUGUAAUAAUAUCUACCUUAUAGGGUUAAAUGAGUUACUAUUUGUAAAGUUCUUUGAAUACCAUCUGGCACAGAAUAAACACUAUAUAUAUAUUUUUUUUAAUCUAAAGCACUUGGAACAACAGUGACUAGCACAAAGUAAGUAUAAGUUUUUACCAUUGUAAUUAAUUGAGAGAACUGACAGUAUAUACUGAAAGUAUAAAUGUAGAGGGCAUGCAUUUUUCAAGGUAGAUAUAUUUAAGGAUGAAGUCUGUGACAGUGAAACCCAAAUGAAAGCGCUAGAGAGAAAAUCAGGUUUGGAUUCAUUAGCACUAAUCUGGGACAUUUCUGUGUGUUGAGCAAAAAGUAUGUAACGUGAACGGAGUAAAUGGCUCAGCUUCAGGGAAGACUUCAUGAAGGAGUAGGUUUGAAGUGAGAGUUGAAGGAAGUGACAUGAAGGAACAGGAAAGAAUUAUAAAUUGCAAGGAAUGGUUAUGAUAAUCUGCUAGGUAAGCCCUCAUGAUUUCUUUAGCUUGGAUGUAUAUUUCUAGAUAGAUUUGAUCUCUACACAGGAAACGAUUUAACUUUGCUUGUCUUUUUUGUUGCAUAUAUAUCAGGUUUCAAUCCUUUAAAUUUUUUUAGACACAUGUAACUAGUACAUGGAUCUUUGUAGUUAAUUGAUCUUUAGAAAGGUAUUUAGUGAUUUAAGGAGAAAAAUACUUAUUCCUCCUAUCGUUACUCCUAAAUGAAGAGUAGAUCAAAAUUUGCUUAGGGCUUACUGUGUCCAGAAUAGCACUGGACAGGAGUGCUAUAUUCCCUGGAUUCCACAACCAUAGAAGAAGUUGUUAAUCAUUGUUGAUAUCAUUUCUCACAGAUUCUGGUUAUAGUCUCAGAAUCUAUUUCCUCAUAGUACUGGAGUUACAUACUAUUAAUACUAACCCAAAAUAAUUAUGCAGUGUAUAUCAGGUACUAGUCUAAGCAUGCUAUAUAUAUUACUUUAGUUAUUAGAACAGCCUUAUGAAGUUUUAAAGAUGAGGUACUGAGGAUCAAAGAAGUUAAGAAACUUACUCAAGGUCACAACAGUGGAAAAGCAGAAGAAGCAAAAUUCAAAUACAGUUCUUCUUUCAUUCCAAAAUCACUUAACCGUUGUAUUCUAAUUCUUGGCACUAAUGGUGAAAUGUCAUUGACAUCCCUGUGACAUGUUUGACAAUUAAUUUACCUUUCAGGGUCACCAGUAUACAACAGGAAAAAACAAAAGUGAAAGAUUAUCAAUAUAGAUUAUUGAGUAGGAGUAAAGAAGGUAAAUCAAAAAGGGGAAAAGAGGAGAUUACAGACACAGAAAAUGUCAGACAACAAAGAAAGGAAGAGUCAAGGAUUUCCUAAAAAAGAUAACCAAGACACAAGUUCGUUAGCUGAUGCUGUAGAGAAAGUUGCAAAGCAACAACAAUCACAAGCAUCAGAGAUAGAAAAAAACAAAAAAGUUCUGUUCAAUUUGAAGAAUGAACUUCAUGAGCUUGAAAAACAAAUAGCAGCUAUCUCUGCAGAAACUAAAGGAACAGAAAGACAAAUUUAUCAACAAGAUGCUGCCAUACAGAAUACCAAACUUCACUGUGAUAGCCUGGAAACUCAAAUCAAAUCCUUACAUUCAGAAAAUGUAAAGCUUAAAUUUGACAUAGAAACAGCCCAAGAAGAUUUUGAGGAACACAUGAUAAAAUAUAAUGCAUAUUAUGCAAAAAUAAAAGCACAUAAAAAUAGUUUGGGAGAAGUAGAAAGCAAAUGGUCAUUUAUGACCGAACUCCAUGAAAAACGAGAUUUUGUUAAAAAAUUAAAGACGAUGAAAGAAGAACUUAUGCAAGAUCUUCAAAAUCCAGGAGGGAACCGAAUAACACAAGUACAGGAAGAUAUUACAAAGUUAAAGGAUAAAAUUUUAACUGUAAAAGAAUCUAUCAUUGAGAAAACUUGUUUUCUUGAGGAAGAAAAAAAGACACAUGAAAAAUUAAGAAAAGAAAUAGAGGUACAACAUAAGAGAUAUGACGCAAUUCUUAAGCGUUUGCAUUGUCAGGUGAACAAGCUUCAGGCAAAUAGACGACAGUGGCAAUGGAACAUUCAACAACUGGAAAAAACUGCAGCCGAAUUAAGAAAAUGCAUUGGAAUGCAAGAAUAACAUUGCCAUAGGGCGGUGUGGAACACAGACCAUGACAACAAAAAUUAUGGGACAGAACAUUAAGAAAAUCUUUUGGAUUCUUAAUAACAAGCAUCCACUAUCAGAGGCCUGUCUUAAUGACAGAUGUCUUUGGUGGUUGUUGUCGUUGUUGUUUUUAAAUCAGUCAUCCAUUUGUUAAAAUGCCUUCUAACCCUACACUUGAUAGCAGUAGACAGACAAUAGGAAUGCCUACAGAAAAAUAGGGCAAGAGUCUCUAUGACUAUUGGGAGUGUGUAAAAUGUAUUAUACUCAUGAAUACCUGUUUAUGUUGCAUUUGCUACCCUAUAAAGUAAAAAUUUAGAAGGGAAAAAACGCUUGAAUUUUCAAUGAUUUAAAUUGUUAAGAUAUUUUCAAAUGUUUGUCUGUUUCAAACUUUUUAUUGGAAGUUUUUUUUUACAACUGCCUUCACAGUAGCCCAUAAAUAUUGAUAUUUAUAAUAAUGUUUUUGUAUGUUCAAUGCUUCCAAUAUUUUACUCCAUUUUCUCUUCUGUCCAGAAGGUAACAAUCAUUUUUCUUUG